Labrus bergylta (ballan wrasse) is the source of this 4451-nucleotide messenger RNA. RefSeq names its product sideroflexin 3 (gene sfxn3). Gene Ontology annotation, biological process: monoatomic ion transport; serine import into mitochondrion. Gene Ontology annotation, molecular function: monoatomic ion transmembrane transporter activity. The record is from RefSeq and is a predicted model, not a curated record. NCBI's taxonomy places the organism in Eukaryota, Metazoa, Chordata, Actinopteri, Labriformes, Labridae. Gene Ontology annotation, cellular component: mitochondrial inner membrane.
CUGAAGGCAGCAAAAAGUCCACCCGGUGGUGCUGUGAUAUUGAGAGGUCAUACAUUUUCAAAUACAAAGAAAACGAACAAGAAAGGCAGGAUGUCUGCAGAGUUGUCCCGCAACAUCAAUAUCAAGGAGCCAAGAUGGGAUCAAGGCACGUUCAUGGGGCGCGCCCAGCAUUUCUUCAUGGUCACAGAUCCCAGGACCGUCCUGCUGUCCUCUGAAUCUUUGGACGAGGCCCGAGUAAUCGUGGAGAACUACAGAGCCGGGAUUGUGAAGCCAGGUUUGACAGAGGAUGAGCUCUGGAAGGCCAAGUACGUCUACGACUCCGCCUUCCACCCAGACACAGGGGAGAAGAUGUUUGUGAUUGGCCGGAUGUCUGCCCAGGUGCCAAUGAACAUGUCCAUCACAGGCUGCAUGCUCACCUUCUACAGGACUACGCCGGCAGUGGUGUUCUGGCAGUGGGUUAACCAGUCCUUCAACGCUGUCGUCAACUACACCAAUCGCAGUGGAGAUGCCCCCAUGACCGUGAAUCAGCUGGGUGUCGCCUACGUCAGUGCCACUACAGGAGCUGUGGUCACAGCCCUGGGACUCAAGUCUCUAGCUGCGCGUCUUCCUCCAAUCGCCAGCCGGUUCGUCCCUUUUGCUGCUGUCGCUGCUGCUAACUGUAUCAACAUUCCCUUCAUGAGACAGAGGGAGUUGAAGUACGGUAUCCCGGUGACAGAUGAGAACGGAAACAGGUUGGGAGAGUCAGCCAAUGCUGCCAAACAGGCGAUCAUACAGGUGGUGGUGUCGAGGAUCGGCAUGGCGGUGCCAGCAAUGGCUAUCCCCCCUGUUAUCAUGAAUGCUCUGGAGAAAAGAGCUUUCAUGAAGCGAUUCCCACUUCUCAAUGCUCCAGUUCAAGUGGGACUUGUCGGCCUUUGCCUGGUGUUUGCCACUCCUUUGUGCUGCGCCCUGUUCCCACAGAAAAGCUCCAUGAGCGUGAGCGGCCUGGAAGCAGAUCUGCAGGAGAGGAUACGAAAGGCCAGUCCCGAGACCACCAAGGUCUACUUCAACAAGGGCCUGUAGGACCCGCAAACACAUCUCCAUACACAUACACACACGCCAGACAGACACUCAUACACAUAUACACAGUGUCUGUUUGAUUGUGUGAGAGCAAAUCAUAAUUAUGUAUGCAUAUUUUGUUGUUACAUGUACUGCUGCGUUUGUUUUUUUGAAUUUGACUGCCCGAAGCUGCUCCAAGUUUUUACAGUGUAGGGCGUUGAUUGUCUGACAAUUUGAAGAAGAGGAUUCACGGAGGGGAAAACAAAACAAAAAACACUCUGAGAAGGAACAUCACUGACAGCUUUUUACUGUACAUUCGUGUACUCCUUAGAAAUACAACUGACCCCUGACGUUUUUUAAUGUGUCGUGGUGUGUUUUCUGUCUUCCUUUGGUCAAAACUGCCCACAAGGCGGCGGCCAGUGAUGUUACUGAUUUAUGUGUCCAUAUACCUUUAUUUCAUGUUGCGUUCAGGUUCAUGCAGGUUUUAAGUCCUCUGAUGACUCAUUUGUAACUCCAGUUUAAAAUGAAGGCUUGUGCUCGUGUGUGUGUUAUCACUUCUGAAUGUAACAUGUUUUUGGCCUUCUGUUUUCUCACUUGGUUUUCCUUUUCUUGUCUGGUUUUUGAUGCAUUUUUCUGAUUGUAUAAGUAAUAUUUUAAGCUGUUACACUCUGUCUGUAGUAUGUUAAGCCUGAUUAUUUUCCACCAUGUAUAAUUCCAGCUGGUGGCUAUACUGGAAAAACCAGCAUAUUAAUAACUCUAAAUAGUCCCAACCCUGAUGAAUAGCAUCCUCUUAUGUUGUCCUCCUUGUUAACUGUUGCAGCUACUUACACUCACCGAUUCUCCUUGAAGUGUACUUAUGCCCUUCAUAUAUAAAAGACCGAGUAAUGACGUGCUCGGUUAAGAAAACACGCAGAACUGACCCUGCAAAAGCUCAUCAAGCAAAGCCAUAUGGUAAACCAGUGAACCCUAGUGAGUGUGAAUUCUGUAAACUUAGAUAUGUACUGUCAUGCUAUGGCAGCGGCAGCCUGUUUGUCAAGGCGUUUCAUCACUUGAGAUCACUUUAGUCACCAUUGCACUCACUAUUAUAAGCUGCGUAUUAAUGGAAUUCUUUGAUUGUUGUAGGUGGUAGUGUUUGUUUAGUGGUUGUGUCUGGUGGAAGAAUAUACUAUACUGUGCUGUGUCUAGAUGUUGUUAAGAGAACGACUUCGGUCUGGUCUUUAACUCCCUCAGCUUGGCUAGUUGUGUGUUUCCAAAACAGUGACACGCAGAGUGCGGACAACAGUUUUAUUGCUGGUGUCACAUGGUAACUUUGCACACGCUGUGUCGGAUGGAUUGCAUGAGCAGGCUGAAUCAGGUCAAAGCUGGAUCAUUUCAGCUCCUUUAAGGUGGAGAUGCAGGGUUUUGUCAAACAGCCAGCUAGUCUUCUGCUAAACUCUGUGUGUGCUGCAGUUGCUGAUUUCUGAUUGUACCAAAUGAAAGUAGCACAUGUUGCGUGAUACAAUGAUGUUCUUGUUUGUAAGGUCUGGGCAGUGGGGUACUGUGGUGUUGUUGUUGCUUCAGUAACAGUGGACAGUUUUGCCUGGGGUGUAGCUUCUCUGAUCAAACUCACUCACAUUGCUAACGAAGCUCUCAAAGCACACAACUGUCCAGUCUGGUUCAAUGUUUGUUGAUGGUGUACGUGAGGAAAUAUCAGCCGUGUGUCUAGACGAUAUAAGAAUAGUUAUAUUUUUCAUGGAUAUAUUUAUAAAUAUAUAAGAUGUAUGUAUGAUGUCACAUAUUUGGAACACGUAUGCAUAAGGAACUUUUAACUAAUAAAUGACUCCACCUGAUGGCCCCUCGUAUGCAUCAGAGAGAAAUGUCAUGAGGAUGAGAUCACCUCUUCCUUCAGGAUUGAUACAUUCUCAGAUUAGAGGAGCAUGAUUUCUUAUCGGACAAAACUUGAAACAGAGAGCACCUUCACAGAUUAGCAAGUAUAACUCGGUGUUUGUGUAAAUGGAUGUGUAUGUUGGUAAAAAAAAAAAAAACUAUUGUAGAUUUUAAAAUGAAUACCCAUCAAGCACCUGUGGUCAUUUCAGGUUAUAUAUAUAUUUUUUUCUAAAUUUGAUGUUCAAUCAUUCAUUGAAAGUGAUCCCAUCGAGUGUGUUAAGGGACUGUAGCAGCUGCACAAUCAUUUUUAUGAAUCAACUUCUUUACAGACAGAAAUGUACAAGGAUUGUGUCUAUAUGCAACCCUCAAAAUGAAAGGUUUUAUUCCAAAGUGCUCUCCAGAUCAUCUUUAAAAAAAAAAAAAAAUGUAACAACCUAUAACAAAGUCUCAAUCCUAAAGCAAUGCCUUGAUACGACUCUUUGUGAGAAUGACAGUCUUCUUUUUAAAGAUAAGUGGAUGUCUCAUUUUGGAAUGAAACUGCUCAUUGAGCUGCUCUUUAAAUCUUUCAUAUCAACACUUAACCACCUGUCAACUGUCUCACUCCUUCUUUUUUUUUUUUCCCCCCUAGCCUGUUAUCAUGUUGUGUCGGGGUGUUUUCCUGCUGAUGCUCAAACUGCACUAUCUAACCUUUGCUGUGCUGCUGUAGGACUUUAGACUUGUGUUGCUUUUUAAAAAAGAACUUUUCAAUUGUGUACUGAAGAUUGUAUUUGUUUGUUGUGCUGGAUAACGUUGAAUGGAUUAUAACCAUUAUUCUGCUGAGAUGUUAUUCAUUCAUUGUCUGGCAGCUUUUAAUGCUUGCACGUUGAUUUUCUCUUGCUUUGAUUCCCUUUGUGUUUCUAUGCUCCUGGAAUGAUUGUGCAAAAGUUUCAAGAACAAAAACUGGAGGGUUUUUAAGUCAGCUUGUCAAAACAUUUACGAUGAACAUGUAUUUCAGCGUGUGACUGUACUGAUCCACCUUUACAUGUCACACCCAUAGAUCUAGCCAAAGACGAGACGGGUAUGAUUUGUAAGGACUGAGGAGAAGAAGUGUCUAGCUUUUUGUUUCAGCUUUAGCAAAUGGACCUUUGCCACUUUUUUUUCAUGCCGAAACAUUGUUUUUACUGAAGUGGGCUUUGACCUUUGUAAGUUCAACACUCAACAGAACACCAAAAGUAUUAACAACAUCCCAUCAAGGUCACAUUUCUUUGAUUUUAUGAAGUUUGAAAUCAAAUCUCAAGUUAAGAGUUGACCCUGACUUCACUUUACAACAGAGGAUUUUUGGUGAUUUUCAAGGUUAAAUCUUUGCAAACUGAAGGGCACAAAUGUAGAAGACAAUCUGUUUUGUGUUACCACACCAUGAAUGUUUCUAUUAUUUCAUAUUAUACAAACAUUCAGUCAGUAUUGGUGCACUGUGUGUCCUCCCUUUAUUUUGUAUUGUGUUGAAAUAUAUUUCCUUGAUGUGAAAUGUAUUUUACUCUGAGCAAUAGAAUAAAAGAUGUAACAGUAAUGUC